AUGACCAGAGUGCUGACCAAAGUGGCGACCAACGUGCUGACCAAUGUGCUGACCAACGUGCUGACCAAUGCUGUAGCUAAAGUGUUGACCAAUGUGGUGACCAACGUGUUGACCAACGUGCUGACCAACGUGUUGACCAACGUGCUGACCAAGAUGCUGACCAAGGUGCUGACCAAUGUGCUGACCAGAGUGGUGACCAAUGUGCUGACCAAUGCCAUGAGCAGAGUGCUGACCAAAGUGGCGACCAACGUGCUGACCAAUGUGCUGACCAAAGUGGUGACCAAAGUGCUGACCAAUGCCAUGACCAAGCACCUGACCAAGAUGCUGACCAAGGUGCUGACCAAUGUGCUGACCAGAGUGGUGACCAAUGUGCUGACCAAUGCCAUGAGCAGAGUGCUGACCAAAGUGGCGACCAACGUGCUGACCAAUGUGCUGACCAAAGUGGUGACCAAAGUGCUGACCAAUGCCAUGAGCAGAGUGCUGACCAAAGUGGCGACCAACGUGCUGACCAAUGUGCUGACCAGAGUGGUGACCAAUGUGCUGACCAAUGCCAUGAGCAGAGUGCUGACCAAAGUGGCGACCAACGUGCUGACCAAUGUGCUGACCAAAGUGGUGACCAAAGUGCUGACCAAUGCCAUGACCAAGCACCUGACCAAGAUGCUGACCAAGGUGCUGACCAAUGUGCUGACAAGAGUGGUGACCAAUGUGCUGACCAAUGCCAUGAGCAGAGUGCUGACCAAAGUGGCGACCAACGUGCUGACCAAUGUGCUGACCAAAGUGGUGACCAAAGUGCUGACCAAUGCCAUGACCAAGCACCUGACCAAGGUGCUGACCAAGGUGCUGACCUGCCACCUGACGAAGUUAAGGUCACGGCAGCGAUGA
This is a messenger RNA of Babesia bigemina, 882 nucleotides long. RefSeq lists its product as hypothetical. NCBI's taxonomy places the organism in Eukaryota, Apicomplexa, Aconoidasida, Piroplasmida, Babesiidae. The transcript has a single exon. Bases 1 to 882 code for a protein of 293 amino acids. The record is from RefSeq and is a predicted model, not a curated record.